ACCUAAUUAUUAGCAUAUCCUAGUCCUAGAGUCGGGCUUGAGGGUAAACUUCCUUUACAUUAGCGGCCACUUGAUGUAAUUUCUGUGGUGUAGCGCUAUGGGCAGUCCCAAUCCAUGGGGGUAUUUGUACAUUCUCCAUCUGCAAGUCAUUUCUUCGAAAUGCAGGCAUCUGAGCGAUCAAUACGUCGAAAAUAAAUGGCAACUUUUACCACUGUUUCUGAGACUAAUGAAGCAACACAUAGCAUCCUUUGACUUUUUUGUUGAGACAGAGAUAAAGAACGUUGUCGCUGCGGAGCGUGACGGCGCGCCGAAUCACACUGUGCGCUCAGAGGUUGACCCUAAUUUUUAUUUGUCGUAUACCGACGUUUAUGUCGGGGUACCUUCCAUUGAAGAGGAUGCUUUCACGAGCACCGCGGCGACACCCUUUGAGUGUCGGCUGCGCGACUGUACUUACAGCGCUCCAAUCUACGUCGAUGUGAGGUACCGUCGUGGACCACAAAUCGUGACCACGAAGAGGGUCCCGAUCGGAUGCAUCCCAAUAAUGCUGCGAUCGAGCAAAUGUGUUUUGCAUAACCAAUCGUGGUCACAACUUGAAGCACUAAAGGAAUGUCCUCACGAUCCAGGUGGUUAUUUCGUUGUCAAGGGUGUCGAGAAAGUCAUAUUGAUGCAAGAACAGCUCUCCAAAAACCGAAUGAUUAUCGAGCUCGAUGCGAAAGGAUUUGUGUGUGCAACUAUCACAAGCUCAACCCACGAGCGCAAGAGUAGAUGCUCUAUCGUUGUCAAGCAAACGACGCACGGGCAUCGAGUCUACCUCAAGCAUAAUACUCUUGGCGACGAAAUUCCAGUGGUCAUCAUACUCAAGGCGAUGGGAAUGGAAUCUGACCAGGAAAUUGCAGAACUUGUUUCAUCUGCAGAUCUCAAGAUUGCCAAUAUUUUUGUGAAUUCAAUGGAAGAGCCAUGCGCGGCUCACGUUAAGAGCCAGAAGCAGGCUCUUGAGUAUGUUGGUCAAGCAAUUAGGGCCAAGCAAAAGGCACAAUCUGCCGAGGGGUCGCUUCCGCAAUACUUUCCUCGCUCACGACAGCCCGUUUCUAUUGAAGACGAGGCUCGUGAAGUUCUUGCGCAUGUUGUCCUCUCGCAUGUACCUGUAGAAGACUAUGACUUUGUAGCAAAACGUACCUAUAUUGGUCACGUUACAAGGCGUGUGCUUGCUGCAUCUUUGGACAAUUCGCUGUUAGACGACAAAGACUAUUACGGGAAUAAGCGGCUUGAGCUUGCCGGUCAGCUUUUGAGCCUCUUAUUCGAAGACCUCUUCAAGCGUUUCAACGCCGACCUCAAGCGAUCAGCAGAUCUUGUCCUGCAAAAGCAAAAUCGCACCGCUGUCUUUGAUAUUGUCAAGUCAACAGUCUGGCGAACUGACACUAUCUCUCAGGGCUUUGUUCACGCCAUAUCCACAGGGAAUUGGGUGCUGAAGCGAUUCAAAAUGGAUCGGGCUGGAGUUACCCAAGUCUUGUCGCGCCUAUCUUAUGUUUCUGCCAUUGGCAUGAUGACGCGCGUAAACUCUCAAUUUGAAAAGACGCGUAAGACAUCAGGCCCUCGUGCACUGCAACCCUCCCAGUGGGGAAUGCUUUGUCCUGCCGACACACCCGAGGGUGAGACGUGCGGCCUCGUAAAGAACCUUGCUCUCCUUGCACAUGUGACAAGAGAUGCGGACGCUGAAAGAAUUAGAAGUUCUUGUUUUGACCUGGGUGUCGAGCAGCUGGGCUAUUUGAGUGGUGCAGAACUGAACUCGCAUCCUGGAGCGUAUCUUGUCUUCCUCAACGGCCUUGUUAUUGGAGCCUGUCGGAGACCACACAAGUUAGCAGGCGCGUUGCGGUGCAUGAGACGCUCAAAGAGAAUAGGCGAAUUUGUUUCUGUCUACACGCACACGGUCCAUCGGGCAAUUUAUGUCGCCUGCGACGGUGGACGUGUGUGCAGACCAUUGAUAGUUGCGGCGCAUGGACAUUCACGAUUAACGGCAGCUCGGCUCGCAACUGCAUUUGCCAAAAAAUGUCUCACUUCCCAUGACCGAUCAAAUUUAGGGGAACUUUCCAACCGGAUGCGAUCUCGCGUAUCGGUCGAAAAUUCUGCAGGAGCCCUGGAUUAUUUAACUACGGCUGGAAUCAUUGAGUACGUUGAUGUCAACGAGGAGAACAAUUGUUUUAUUGCAUUAGACGAGCGUGAACUCACACCACGCCAUACACAUGUUGAAAUCGACCCAGUUACAAUUCUCGGCGUUGUGUCAGGCUUAGUUGCCUUCCCGCAUCAUAAUCAGUCACCACGAAAUACGUACCAAUGUGCUAUGGGUAAACAAGCAAUGGGCUCGGUUUCAACAAAUCAGUACGAACGCAUGGACUCACUCUUGUAUUCUCUUGUGUAUCCACAGAAACCCAUGGUGAAAAGCCGCAUUCUUGACCUUGUUCAGUUUGACGCCCUUCCUGGGGGCUGUAACGCAACUUUGGCUGUCAUGUCUUACUCUGGCUACGAUAUUGAAGAUGCGAUAGUUCUUAAUAAGGCAUCACUCGACCGAGGAUUCAUGCGGUGUGUUGUUGUCAAGAAACACCAAGCAUCAAUUCGACGGUAUGCAAACGGCGCUUGUGAUCGUACGACUGGUCCGCCACCUGCUACCUCGUUUGUGCAAGGUACAAUCGACGCACGGUACAAGCGGUAUUCCGCUCUUGACGAUGACGGCAUUUGUAGAGUUGGAGAGAAGUUAAAUGACCAGUAUAUAAUGAUCAAUCGUGAGAUUCCUGUCGAGGACCGCGAUUC
This is a messenger RNA of Aureococcus anophagefferens, 2805 nucleotides long. RefSeq lists its product as hypothetical. The annotation marks the transcript as partial. Gene Ontology annotation, biological process: DNA-templated transcription. The transcript is spliced from 4 exons. Lineage: Eukaryota; Pelagophyceae; Pelagomonadales; Pelagomonadaceae. Gene Ontology annotation, molecular function: ribonucleoside binding; DNA-directed RNA polymerase activity; DNA binding. The record is from RefSeq and is a predicted model, not a curated record. Gene Ontology annotation, cellular component: RNA polymerase III complex.